GUGACGUCAGGACGCCUCGCGGGUUCCAGGGCCCCAGUCCCGGCCCCCGAGUCCCGGGCGAGGGCGGGGCGUCGGGCCAGCUGAGCUAUUCCGUCAGACCGCGCCAGUUUGAAUGAAUGUCCCACAAGAUGGCGGCGGCCGAGGCCGAGGCGCGAGGAGCUUGGUGUGUGCCUUGCCUAGUUUCACUUGAUACUCUUCAGGAAUAUUGUAGAAAAGAAAAGCUCACAUGUAAAUCGAUUGGAAUCACCAAAAGGAAUCUAAACAAUUAUGAGGUGGAAUACUUGUGUGACUACAAGGUAUUAAAGGAUAUGGAAUAUUAUCUUGUAAAAUGGAAAGGAUGGCCAGAUUCUACAAAUACUUGGGAACCCUUACAAAAUCUCAAGUGUCCGUUACUGCUUCAACAAUUCUCUAAUGACAGGCAUAAUUAUUUAUCUCAGGUAAAAAAAGGCAAAUCAGUAAUUUCAAAAGACAAUAAUAAAGCUUUGAAACCUGCUGUUGCUGAGUACAUUGUAAAGAAAGCCAAACAAAGGAUAGCUCUGCAGAGAUGGCAAGAUGAACUCAACAGAAGAAAGAAUCAUAAAGGAAUGAUAUUUGUUGAAAAUACUGUUGACUUAGAGGGUCCACCUUCAGACUUCUUCUACAUUAAUGAAUACAAACCAGCUCCUGGGAUCAGCUUAGUCAAUGAAGCUACAUUUGGUUGUUCAUGCACAGAUUGUUACUUUGAGAAAUGUUGUCCUGCUGAAGCUGGAGUUCUUUUGGCUUAUAAUAAGAACCAGCAAAUUAGAAUCCCACCUGGUACCCCCAUCUAUGAAUGCAACUCAAGGUGCCGAUGUGGACCUGAUUGUCCCAAUAGGAUUGUGCAAAAAGGCACGCAGUAUUCACUUUGCAUCUUUCGAACUAGCAAUGGCUGUGGCUGGGGUGUAAAAACCCUUAUGAAGAUUAAAAAAAUGAGUUUUGUCAUGGAAUAUGUUGGAGAGGUAAUCACAAGUGAAGAAGCUGAAAGACGGGGGCAGUUAUAUGACAACAAAGGAAUCACAUAUCUCUUUGAUCUGGAUUAUGAAUCUGAUGAAUUCACAGUGGAUGCAGCCCGAUAUGGAAAUGUGUCUCAUUUUGUGAAUCACAGUUGUGACCCAAAUCUUCAGGUGUUCAAUGUUUUCAUCGAUAACCUCGAUACUCGUCUUCCCCGAAUAGCAUUAUUUUCCACAAGAACCAUAAAUGCUGGAGAAGAGCUGACAUUUGAUUAUCAAAUGAAAGGUUCUGGAGAUGUAUCUUCAGAUUCUAUUGACCAUAGCCCUGCCAAAAAGAGGAUCAGAACUGUAUGCAAAUGUGGAGCUGUGACUUGCAGAGGUUACCUCAACUGAAUUUUCAGGAAAUAGAGCUGAUGAUAAUUGUAGUCCCCCCCACCAAUGUUACACUUUAAAAAAAUAAGUAUUUGGGACUCUUUCUUACUAUCAGGAUUAUACUUAUGUUAAUUUACAAUUCACGUUUCAAGACAUUUGCCAAAUAUAUUACUGUUGCUUCUGAAGAGGACACAGGGUCACGUAACCGAAUUUAAAGUAUACAUAUUUGGUGGUUAGACAUCAAACAUGGAAGACAAACUAUGGCUCAGCAUGUGUAUAUUUAUGAAGUCUGUGUGAACAGAGACGUGCUCCCUUCACUGUUUGAAAAGUGUUGAAAUGAUAAGGUAAUGAAUGCUGAGAUGAAAAAUUCAUCUUGCCUUAUACCUUGGUUUCAAAGAAAUAGUUGAAUUUGGGCUGUAUACAAGUUCUAUUUUUGUUAUUAUAUUCCUAUUUAAUACCCACUGGUCUUGUUUUGAGACAAAUAGGUGAUACUGAAUUUUUUUACUCUAAUUUUCUACUUUUUCAUUAAAACCUUGGCAUUUUCAUGAUAUAAAAAUUAAGGUAUAAAAUUAAAUGUAAAAAAUUUUAAUUUUAAUUUUAGCUUUAUUUCAUAUUUUGAAGUGAUCUAGACCCUUAUAAAGGCUGUAUGUCUCAACCUGAAAUUCUUACAUGAUUUUAAUCCUGUAGAAUAAAAAUCUCCAAAAGCCCUCUAUAAAGAUCCAGAAUGACUGGCUAUUAUGCUUCCUUGAAAGGACAGGACAGGUGAACCAGCAGGCUUUUUGGAGUGCCAUGGCAGGGGAAAUGGAGCACUUUGAGCACUCCACUUAGCAUGAAACAGGAGAUCCAUGUUGAGUAUCUCUGGUCUAAACCUUGAAACAGGAGACCUGAGGAGCAGCUGUACUUAAUGAUAAUGUAAUACACCCUGUCUUUACAUCCUUUCAAUUUUAGGCAGUUUUAAUGUUUCCUUUCCAUCAGAUUCAAUUAUUUUUAUAUUUCCUGCAGGUUCUUCUUAAAAAGUAAUCUAUAUUUGAACUGAUACUUGUUUUAUAAUGAAUUUUUAAGAUAUGAUAAAGCUAAACUUGGCCAAAGUCUAUGCCUGAAUUGAGACCUUUUAUUAGUUAAUAAUGACUGAAUGGGAAGAUUUCCCCCAUGUAUAGUAAAACCUCAAUCAGGAAAACUGUUUUCAUCUCUGAUUCUGGGAUUUCUAAUCAUGGUGUCCCAACAUGAAGAUGCCACAAAUCUAGCUUCCAGUAUUCCUAAUUAAUCCUGCCUAAGCUCACUGCUCUAGGCUUUAAUGAUCUACAGUAACCUGGGGUAACACUGAACUGAUUCAAGAAUGUAGUACUUUAAAAUAUCUUCCUGAUUCUUAACUCCUUUUUAGUACACUUUAUUAUUCACUAUAUUGCUAUCACAUGACUUUGCUCUUUCAUAAUGUAGGAAAAUUGUUUGCAUGUUUGGAGCCUCAUAGUGUCUGCUAACCAAAAAUUACAGAAUGUGUCAAGAUAAAAAAUAUUUUUUAAUAGCAUUUCUUGUGUUUUCUUUAUGAAAAAUUUAGUUACGUGAUUUCAAUAGUAAGAGAGUAUCACAAAUUUACAUGUUUCCCCCCUGGCGGCAAAGCUUAUUUUGAAUUAUCUUUCUCAUAGGUUUAAAGGUUUAAUUUUUUUAGCCAGUAUUUUACUAUCUAAUUAUUUAAUCUCAUCUACUGUCUGGGUUUUUUAAAAGAUGUAAAACUGGAGGACAAAAGGAAAAAGACUUUUCUUGUUGUUUUGUCCUUACUAAUAGAAAUUUAAUAGGUCUUUGAGUACUUGUGUUACCUCUAUGUUAAAAAGCUGAGCUUAGGCAGUAAAAUAAUAGGAACUAUUAAAAUGAAGCUGUUAGAGACUAACUAUUUUAAUCAACAUUUAGUUUCUUCUUUUUGAUUUCCUAAAGACAUCAGAAUUUGUUCUCAAUAUAAUGCAGGUAUUCUAGGGUAAUAGAGCAAAUCUGAGUUAUCUGUGCAAGUUUUAAGACCAUCAUUCCCAGUAUUAAUGUAGGAUUGUAAUAUACAAUUGGAAAUCUCAUGAGUUUUUCUCCCAAAUUUUCAAAAUUUAGACCGUACUUCUUUUAGUUCAGUUUUUCCUUAGCAAAAUAAAUUUAGUUUGGCAUUUGAUAGUCCAUUUACCAAGGCUUAACUUCAUUUGCUUUUGAAUGUUUCCAGUAGAAUGCAGAAAGAUACUGAUAACAUUUCUAUCUGCUGAUAUUAACCAAAGAUUUCUAUACAGUUCCUUUAUGGGUUCAUGCAUUUGGGUAUUAAAAGUACAACUGAACGUAGUUAGCACAAUAUGGACAGAUACUGUGUAUUUGAAAUUUUUAUGCUAUUAGUUACUAGGUCCUUUAACUAUUGUAAGUUUGCCUUGAAAUACAAAGAAAUUUUAGAAUUCAGAACUAGUAUUAAUAAGCCUUAGGCCCUUUAUGUGUAUACUAAUGUACUUCUCAUAAAUCUAGAAGGUUGUUGCCGUCAUUCCUUUAUUACACCUAAGGUAACAGGAUUAGACUGGGUAGGUAACAUUAAUGUGCCCAAGAUCAUCCAAUUACUAGGCUGAAAACUAUACCUAUUUUAUAAGUAUUCAGGGAUACUUAAAAAAAAAAAAAAUCAGUGUCUAUUCUUAAAAUUUUUAGGUCCUGGGAUUCAACUUUUU
This is a messenger RNA of Marmota monax (woodchuck), 4018 nucleotides long. RefSeq names its product SUV39H2 histone lysine methyltransferase (gene Suv39h2). The record is from RefSeq and is a predicted model, not a curated record. Lineage: Eukaryota; Metazoa; Chordata; Mammalia; Rodentia; Sciuridae. The transcript has 6 exons. Gene Ontology annotation, cellular component: nucleus. The coding region runs from base 117 to 1361 and encodes 414 amino acids. Gene Ontology annotation, molecular function: zinc ion binding; histone H3K9 methyltransferase activity; protein binding.